This is a messenger RNA of Aphanomyces astaci, 408 nucleotides long. RefSeq lists its product as hypothetical. The transcript has a single exon. The record is from RefSeq and is a predicted model, not a curated record. The annotation marks the transcript as partial. Lineage: Eukaryota; Oomycota; Saprolegniomycetes; Saprolegniales; Verrucalvaceae. Gene Ontology annotation, molecular function: oxidoreductase activity.
AUGCCAAAAGCAACCACUACAUCCAAGCCUACCCUCAAACCCACUCGAACUUCAACUCCGGUCACUACCCCCAAGCCUUCUCCAGCCCGUACACCAGCCCGUACACCAGCCACUACUCCUGCGUCUACUGCCAAGCCAACGCCGGCACCCACCUCUGAUCCUUCCUGUCCCCGUAUUCGAAAGUCCUGGGAUACACUCACCGCUGCCGAAAAAGAAACGUUCGUGUCCGCGAUAGAGAUCGCCAUGGAUCGUGGCCUGUACCAAAAGUUUGUCCUCAUUCACCAAGAACAAAUGGGCAACCGCGAGGCGCACGGCACGUGCGUGUUUCUGUUUUGGCAUCGCAAGUUCCUCCUCGGGUUUGAGAACAUGCUGCGCAGUCUCGGGGGCCAAUACAAGUGCCUCACCCUU